GAGACACCCUGCUCUCCACACUGUCCCUUCUGUCACGCUGUCUGCUCUCAGCCCCGGAGAUUCUGAGGAAAGAUGACUUUCUACGAUGGCAUUUACCCAUUCUACCCCCUACAAAGAACCUCCUUUAUCUUCAGCACCCACCUCCUCACCAUUAUCCUGGUCUUCCUGGUCUUCACGGUCAGCUUCCUUCUUAUUCUGCCAGGUAUCAGAGGCAAGUCGAGACUAUUCUGGAUGUUCAGAAUCAUCAUCAGUUUAUUCAUAGGCAUUGUGAUAGUGGCACUGAAUUUCACCAGCGACUGGGCUGAGGCCCGAGCCACCACCAACACCACCUACAAGUCCUUCAGCAGUGAGGAGGUGAACGCUGAAGUGGGACUGCACAUAGGACUGUAUGGUAUUAACAUUACUUUAAAAGGGAAUCCUGUGAAUCAACUCAACGAGACCAUCAACUACAACGAGAUGUUUGCGUGGAAAGACACCAUCGAUGAGGAGUACGGGAACGCCUUAGAGAGAGGUCUACCUAACCCCAUCCUCUAUAUCGCUGAGAAGUUUACCCUCAACAACCCCUGUGGCCUCAUCUACCAGUAUAGAUACUCUGGGCGUUACGCCUCGGCCACCCUCUGGACAGCGUUCUGCUGCUGGCUGGUAGCCAACAUGCUGUUCUCCAUGCCUGUCAUCCUGUACGCCGGCUACAUGAUGGUGGCCACCGCCGCUUUCAUCUUCUUCUCCAUGGCCUCCUUCUCCACCAUCAUGAACCUGCCUACCUGUCUGUUCACCAUAGGCACCUCUGGGGCCUUCCAGACAGAGUACAGCGGUUCUUUCUGGCUUGCACUGGCCACAGGUGUGCUGUGUUUGAUCAUUGGAGUCCUGGUGGUUCUGCUGGACUGUCUGAUCCCUGGGAAGAUACGAGACGCCUUCAGUGUCGGGGUGGACAACGACGAAGAUGAGGAUGUUUAUUUUGGAGAGGGAUACCUGAACUCCAACUUCCUGGCAGGAGUAACCACCACACCUUUGACAACCUUAGUGCUUCCUACAGAUGAAAUUCGGAAAGUCAGCCGCCAACCAUCACUCCAGGAGCUGUCAGUCAGACUCUAACAGAGUCGAGAUUUAUAACCUCCUAUCCCCUGCUUGAAAUGUCUCCACCCGCGCUAUCGAAUCGCUAGCUUUUUGGCAGCGUAGUUGGCUAAGACGUUGUCAAGGAGGGGGGGUCAAGUGUGUUUGCGGGGUAGAGUUCGCAGGUUCUAGGCGUGAGCUGGAUGGGGAGGAAGUGGUAUGGUUAAGCUAACACGGUGAUGGAGGAAGUGGUAUGGCUACGCUAGCAUGGUGUUGGAGGAAGUGGUAUGGCUACGCUAGCAUGGUGUUGGAGGAAGUGUUAUGGCUACGCUAGCAUGGUGUUGGAGGAAGUGGUAUGGCUACGCUAGCAUGGUGUUGGAGGAAGGGGUAUGGCUAAGCUAGCACGGUGAGGAAGUAGUAUGGCUAAGCUAGCACAGUGAGGAAGUGGUAUGGCUAAGCUAGCACGGUGAGCUAGGAAGUGGUAUGGCUAAGCUAGCACGGUGAGGAAGUGGUAUGGCUAAGCUAGCACGGUGAGCUAGGAAGUGGUAUGGCUAAGCUAGCACCGUGAGGGAGGAAGUGGUAUGGCUAAGAUAGCACGGCGAGCUAGGAAGUGGUAUGGCUAAGCUAGCACGGUGAGGGAGGAAGUGGUAUGGCUAAGCUAGCACGGUGAGGGAGGAAGUGGUAUGGCUAAGCUAGCACAGUGAGGAAGGGGUAUGGCUAAGCUAGCACAGUGAGGAAGUGGUAUGGCUAAGCUGGCACGGUGAGGGAGGAAGUGGUAUGGCUAAGCUAGCACGGUGAGGAAGUGGUAUGGCUAAGCUGGCACGGUGAGGGAGGAAGUGGUAUGGCUAAGCUAGCACAGUGAGGAAGUGGUAUGGCUAAGCUAGCACGGUGAGGGAGGAAGUGAUAUGGCUAAGCUAGCACUAUCACAAGCACAGUGACAUCUGUGUCGGUCACGCCAAACAAUAUUCUCUCAACUUGAAAAUCAAUUAUCAUUGCAGUUACCAAGACAAAUGUGUUUAACUUUGUGAAUUAGUUGUGAAUAUCUCUGGGAGCCCUUUAAACCUACUGUUCAAUAUAUUUAGUUAUGUAAAUCAUGUAUAUACGUAUAACGUGUUCUACUGUGUCAAUGCCAUAAUAUGUACUGUAUAUGUGUUGUAUCUGUGCCAUUUUUCAUGUUCCAAUAGCGUAACAAAAAUUAAACAAACGUGUGUGAGAUUCACAUACUUUUAAUGGACAUCGUUGAGUCAGGUAUUCAAGUCAUUGAUGAUCUGCUUCUUGUGUAAUGAACAUAACAUUGUGUAGUGAACGAACAAGUCGCCUCCGUCCCAAAUGGCACCCUAUUCCCUAUAUAGGGCACUACUUUAGACCAGAGCCCUACAGAGCCCUAU
Molecule: messenger RNA, 2438 nt
Organism: Oncorhynchus kisutch (coho salmon)
Lineage: Eukaryota; Metazoa; Chordata; Actinopteri; Salmoniformes; Salmonidae
Product: dual oxidase maturation factor 1-like
Exons: 7
Coding region: 73-1092 (339 amino acids)
Biological process (GO): protein transport
Cellular component (GO): endoplasmic reticulum membrane
Source: RefSeq, a predicted model, not a curated record